Molecule: messenger RNA, 2338 nt
Organism: Chara braunii
Lineage: Eukaryota; Viridiplantae; Streptophyta; Charophyceae; Charales; Characeae
Source: the annotation of a GenBank genome assembly
AGAGAGAGAGAGAGAGAGAGAGAGAGAGAGAGAGAGAGAGAGAGAGAGAGAGAGAGAUGACGGAGGUCUUCGAACCUUUGAUAGCUGCGCAAGUAGCCUGGGUGCGUGAAUUCCGGGACUUGGAUUUCAAGAUUGAGGAUGUGCGGAAAGGGUCGGAGAAUGCGAAGUAUGCGGAUCGGUUUACACUUGUGGUUCCUUGCUGCUUCGAGCGAAUACGAUGGCAAAUCAUCUUCAAGGCAGCGUACCCCACUUUGGCUCCAGACUUUGUGUUCCCUGCGGAGAAUGAGACAUUUCAGCCCCUUCUUGUCAUGCCAGAAAUUCCAGCAGCAGCAUCCGGGAAAGUUGGUCUGCUCGGAUUGCUGCGAGAUUGGAACGUUCGAGAUUCCGCAAGGCUCUUGCGGCUGGUGCUGCAGCUCAGGUACCUUUACUUGUGGCACCAGAGAAAGCUCGUCGAGAGAAUUGAGAACCAGAGAGUGAGGUUUGAAAUCAACUCUAUAGGUGCAUGGGAGGGGCUGGAGAUUUGCCUGGUUGGUCCUGAAGAUAGGCCAGAGGAGGUGCAACUGGCCAUCCCAAUGGUGGAUGUCGACCUUCACCCAUUGCUGGACCUGAGGCCCAGGCUUGACCUUCCAGGCAUGGAGAGUUUGAUGCAGGAGCUUAACCCUCUGGUGCCUUACCAGAACAUAAUAUUGCAGGUUAAGUUUCCACUGAACAAGGCAUCUACGUCUUCUCUACUACCCGCGCCGCAGUUCAAAGUCGCUCUUCCUGUCAACAUAAGGGAGAUGAUGGACACGGCGGAUAUCCCGUUUCAACCUUGGACGGAGAGUGAGUGCUUGAUGGCGUACCUGAUAAACCUGCAAGAUCAACUGAAGGAUAAUGUUAAAGAAGCGCGGAUGGCAAUGGACUAUCGACGACAGUUCAUCGAGGCGAUCCCGAAGGUCUUUGGCCAUCCGCUCGAGGCCGAGACCGUGUAUUUUCGAAGGUUCACCAUCGUUGCGUGCAUUCACGUCUUCACGUUCUUGGCGCAUUUUACCCUGCCUGCCGCAUUCCCAAAAGUCCCACCGAGUUUCUAUCUCCAAAGUACGCAGCAUUUCGAUAACUCCUCAAAGCCUCUGCGAUCUCGGUUGUAUGACGACUUUCCGUACAGUCCACGGUGGGACAUGGACGAGAUGGUCAGACGCAUCGCCAUGUUCAUGCAAGAUGAAGCAACCGCCUUCAAGAAACAAUGUCAGGAUUUCGCUAAGAAAUGACAGUGAGUUGAUGCCUUUCGGCUGCCUUGACCCUGCCUGAGCUAGCUAGUAAAGAGCCAGCCACCUGCAGUCUUGAAAUGAUGAGGAGAGUCAGGGGACAAUGACGCGGAAAUCAAGGGACCCUUUAAAAAAGAGAGAGAGAGAGAGAGAGAGAGAGAGAGAGAGAGAGAGAGAGAGAGAGAGAGAGAGAGAGAGAGAGAGAGGGAUUGAGGAACCCUAUCCAUCCAUGAGCUCAAACCCGGAGCAGGUCGGAUAAUAUGGGCCUCGCUCGUCUAUUCAACAUUCGACAAGUAUCUGAAUACGCACAUCGACCAGGUGCAUUCGCAUUGAUCGAGCAUUUGCAAUGCAUUGGGACUGAGGCCAGGUCAGAUCCAUUUCGCUUGUUGAGUAGUGGAGCGAGGCCCUACGACUAAAAUGAGAUGUCACGUGGACCUUGCUUGGUUGUCAGAAGCCUCGGUGGUCAUUAACACCCUCCGUGAUGGUCAUGACCAGACACAAUGCAAUGAUCCCCUCCCUCCGGACAUGGCAAAGUUGAUAAGUGGGGGAAAAAAGAAAAGCACGGAGGAAGAGGACUGCGGUGUGCGUUUUUUUUGGAGGGGGGGAGGGGGGCGGAUUUCCAAUCAUUUCAUUUUUAAAGGAUGCUUGUUGGGAGAGAGGGAGAUUCUGGAGUGAAAUUGGUAGGUAAAACUUGGCGAGCUCAACUAUAAGGGAAGUGAGCUGCUGAGCUGAAAGCCACUCCGUCAUCAUCAAUCAAUGGUCACCAUGGUCGGUAGUAGUUCUCUUAAACCACGAGUACCUUCGCCGAGUGGGAAAAUAGCGGGCCUGAAACGAAACGACAGCCGCCGAUGAGAUUUAUCAAUGGCAGCCGUCGUCGGGCCCGGGUGCCAAUUUUUUAGGAGUUCGGGAAAACUGCCAGUUUUUCCUAUUUUAGUAUUUCCCCAACACUGGCGGAGGUAUUAGUGCUUUGAUGAGGAAGGCUGGUGCAUUUCCCUUAGUGUACACUGUACAAAUAUUACUAAAGAAAACAAAAAAGUUGUGUUUCUCUUAGUAGUGAUCUGGCAUGACGAAGAGAACAAAAUAAAAAUUGUAUA